AUCCAGCAACGUUGAAGAAGAUGUAUGAAACCAACAUCAUUGGCACACUCCUGUUUUCCAGAGCGGCCGUUUGGGAAAUGAUGGCCAAUGGUACUACAAAUGGCCACAUCAUUACCAUUUCCAGCUUGGUCGGGAAACAAGAUAUGAGCGCAUUCUCAGGAGCGUAUCUUGCAACUCACGAAACUGUGAGACAACUGACUGAAAUUCUAAAUGCCGAAGUUAGGGAAUCGCUUGAACCAAUUACAGUCACCAACAUACCCCCUCUUAGGUUAGUGGCUACCGACCCAGAAGAUUAUAUUCCAAUACGCCAAGUUACCGCAGAGGACAUCGCUACAGAAAUUUGCAAUGCUGUCUCCAUAGACCAUCCAUUAUUGCCAUUAUAUUUGUAAACGUCAAUGUAUGGU
Cloeon dipterum is the source of this 404-nucleotide messenger RNA. RefSeq lists its product as uncharacterized. The record is from RefSeq and is a predicted model, not a curated record. The transcript is spliced from 3 exons. Bases 21 to 389 code for a protein of 122 amino acids. Lineage: Eukaryota; Metazoa; Arthropoda; Insecta; Ephemeroptera; Baetidae.